GGAAAGAGCCCGAUAACAGUUUUCCAGCAGAAGUUCAGAGCAGUUCUUUCUGGCAGAAAAACAAUUUACCAAUAGUAUCCCGAAACUCUUGAUUUUUCAGUAGCCACCUCCUUGAGCAUCAUUUUUCGUCAACAUGAUUCUGCAGAUCCUCCUAAUCCCUGUGCUUCUAUGGAUGGGUAGUGCUUUGGAAUGUGAAGUCUGCACUGGCCUUGGAAGCAACUGUAGUGGUCCAAUGGAGACUUGUGCCGACGGUCAAGACACCUGUGCAGUCGUAAUGGUUGAAAACACAAUAGAUGGGGAACGGCUUCUGACAGUGAUGAAGGCCUGUGAGUCCUCUCAUGUGUGUGAUGGCCCACCGUCUUAUAUGAAUUUAGGAAAGGGAAGAUAUGUAAGAACAAGCGUUGCCUGCUGCGUGGGAGAUCUCUGCAAAACAGCUCAUCCUCACUUGGCUCCAGUAAUGAACAAACCCAAUGGGAAGCAAUGCCCAGCCUGCUAUUCCUUCUCACCCUCUGGGUGUGGAACAGAGGUGGUGGAUUGUGUUGGACCUGAGAACUACUGCCUUGACAUGGUGGAAAAAGUAACAUACGGUAAAUUUGUCAUUGACCUCACCAUGAAAGGUUGCAUUACAGAAGCUCUGUGUGCCUCAAAAGAAGGCGAAGUCACAUCUGCAAAUAUUCAUACCAAUAUUGCGAAGGCCACCUGUACUCCAGCUUCUGUUGCCGUUUGAACGAUUCCUUCAUCGUUUCAGCUUCUGGAUUGUGAUAGAGCUUCUGACCAACCUGUUCUGUGUUGCAAUAAUGCCUUCUUUUGUUUGUUUGUUUGUUUUGCCAAAGUUAUUUUCUUUUUAGAUUAUGUUUUCUAACAGCCUCAAUUUACUGUCACAAAUGUAACUUUAUACAGUUCUAUUUCUGAUACAUUUUACAAGCCACUUUCUUCUUCUAGGAGCUUUGAUUUGGAGCUGAUGUAGACAAAAAAAUGAUAAUAAAAACCUAAUUUUCUCUGA
Molecule: messenger RNA, 1003 nt
Organism: Anolis carolinensis (green anole)
Lineage: Eukaryota; Metazoa; Chordata; Lepidosauria; Squamata; Anolidae
Product: phospholipase A2 inhibitor gamma subunit B
Exons: 6
Coding region: 134-727 (197 amino acids)
Cellular component (GO): extracellular region
Molecular function (GO): phospholipase inhibitor activity
Source: RefSeq, a predicted model, not a curated record